AGGAGGAAGAGGAGGAGAGAGAGAGAGAGAAAGGGGCGGGCAUUGGGAAGUGGCAUUGCAUGGCACCGAAGGAAGGCGCACGCUCGCAAGACGCAUGGCUUCCGCUAAGCCUUUGUCCCGGUUCUGGGAGUGGGGCAAGAACAUCAUCUGCGUGGGGCGGAAUUACGCCGAUCACGCCAAGGAGAUGAAGAACGCCCUCCCCUCCGAGCCGCUCUUCUUCCUCAAGCCCUCCUCAGCCUACGUCCGGGAAGGUUCCCCCAUCGUCCGGCCCUACUACUGCCACCAGCUGCACCAUGAGGUGGAACUGGGGGUGGUGAUGGGGAGGAGGGCCCAGGAGGUGUCCCCCGAGGCGGCCAUGGAGCACGUGGGGGGCUACGCCCUGUGCUUGGAUAUGACUGCCAGGGACACCCAGGCCGAGUGCAAGAAGAAGGGCCUCCCCUGGACCUUGGCCAAAGGCUUCCACACCUCCUGCCCGGUCAGCGACUUCCUCCCCAAAGAAAAGGUCCCCGAUCCGCACCGGUUGAAGCUCUGGCUGAAGGUCAACGGCGAGUUGCGUCAAGAAGGCGAGACGUCCAGCAUGAUCUUCUCCAUCCCGUAUAUCAUCAGCUACAUCAGUGGGAUCAUUCCUCUGGAAGAAGGGGACAUCAUACUGACGGGGUCGCCCAAAGGAGUUUCGGCUGUCGAGAAGAACGACGAGAUAGAGGCCGGGAUCGAAGGGCUGCUCAGCAUGAGGUUUCAAGUCGACCAGCAAAAAAGCCGGCCCUGAAAGAACGGUCCAUGUCCCAGAGAGUUUUGCUCAAUGAAGUAUAGGGCAGGCAUGGACAAACUUUGGCCCUCCAGAUGUUUUGGACUUCAACUCCCACCAUUCCUAAUAGCUAGUAAGCUGUGUUGUUGAAGGCUUUCAUGACUGGAUGCGAUAGGCUGUUAGGAAUUGUGGGAGUUGAAGUCCAAAACACCUGGACGGCCAAAGUUUGCCCAUGCCUGACAUAGGGGAACAUCAGCAUCAUCUUUUUCCUGAGAGAUGCAAGGAAAUGAAAGCUGAGCUGCUCCUCAAACCAGUCCAGUAGGAUCUUCCCAUUUAGGUCCACAAAAGGUACUGGUAGAUGAUUGUGUUUUUUCCAAACAGGAUGGCUUUCCCCCUUUUGUUGCAAAAGAAGGGAACCAAAACAGAGAAUCAAAGGGAGGGCAGUUGCGCUCUGUGUACUUCAGUUUGAGUCAAAACAAAACCAAAAUGUAACAAUGACUCCCCCCCCCCCCGAAAAGCACAGCCAAGUGCCUGCAAAAAUAACACAGAAUGUUCUAGUAAAUAUUUUUGAUAUGAAAUAAUUUGUAACAAAAUCUGUUGGAACUGAAUACUAAAAUGCUGAAUAAAUAUUUUUGCUUUAAUGGAACUAUUUUUUACAAGUUAAAAACAUCUUAAUGUUUUCCUCAAAUGUUAACACAUUUAGAUAAAUUUUACUUGUUUCAAGGAACAAAUCAACAAUACUGUACUUGGAGUUGUCUUGGAGAUACUGAACCGUUCCUUCAACAAUGUAAUGAAUUUAAAUGAUUUGUAAUAAAGCAACUUUGCAAGAAGGA
Anolis carolinensis (green anole) is the source of this 1578-nucleotide messenger RNA. It is a transcript of the gene fahd1, whose product is annotated as fumarylacetoacetate hydrolase domain containing 1. Gene Ontology annotation, cellular component: mitochondrion. The coding region runs from base 95 to 766 and encodes 223 amino acids. Gene Ontology annotation, molecular function: acetylpyruvate hydrolase activity. The transcript has 2 exons. NCBI's taxonomy places the organism in Eukaryota, Metazoa, Chordata, Lepidosauria, Squamata, Anolidae. The record is from RefSeq and is a predicted model, not a curated record.